Molecule: messenger RNA, 1719 nt
Organism: Brassica napus (rape)
Lineage: Eukaryota; Viridiplantae; Streptophyta; Magnoliopsida; Brassicales; Brassicaceae
Product: F-box protein At3g28330-like
Exons: 1
Coding region: 299-1513 (404 amino acids)
Molecular function (GO): protein binding
Source: RefSeq, a predicted model, not a curated record
UAAGUGAUUAUUUCAAGCUUGAGAACUUUAGUUUAGUAGUUUCUGGUCAUAAACUAUUAGCUAAUAUUCUUAAAUUAAUUAUAGAUGCUCAUUUAAUCUUUAUUAUUUACUUUUUAUCUAUUUGUCAUCAAAUCUCUUUUCAGGAUCUGAGCUAAAAAGAUAUUAAUAGAAGAUCUAAUGAUAUCUCCCCCAUUUAAACAAGGAAACUCCUAUAAAUUUGAUGAUGAUUUACAAAAAUUCAUAGCAACAGAGGAAAACCCUAAUAGUAAAAGUGCAACUCAGAAGAGAAAAGAGGAAGAUGGAAUCCUUGACAGAUGAUCUAUGGACGAUGGUACUUGCGAGAUUACCGAUUAAGAUCUUCACAUGUUUCAAACUUGUUUGCAAGCAGUGGAAAUCAAUCCUAGAGUCUCCGUUUUUUCGUAACCUUUUCAUGUCCGUCCACCAAAACUCUCCCUCUUCUUCAUGGUCGCUCAUGUACUAUAGUAUGACCGCAGAUAUGGUGGCUGACUAUGAAUGCGACACUUGGGGACUGAAUCGACCUUUGAAUUCUUUCAUCAAGUCUCUCCUAUUCGACAAGUACGAUAAGCACAAAAACCGACACUUCAAUGUGGUGGCUUACUCCGAUGCUGGGUUGAUUUUGAUCCAUACAGAGUCAACCGACAUCGAGAAGGGAGUCCUCUACUUGGCUAACCCCGUUUCACGGGAAUGCGUAGAAAUCUUUCUUGAUCCUCGUCCUAUAGGUAUUGAAAUGAACAAAUAUUGCUGGGAAUGGGGACUUGUCACACGAACUGAGCACGGCCACCUUUUGGGUUACAAAGUUGUUGCCUUUCAUAAAAAGUGGAACGACACGGAGUUAAGUUGUCUGAUAUAUUCAUCUGAGACAGGCAUGUCGAGUCUGGAAACUUCCGUUGUCAACUAUAAUAUUUCUCUUCUUUCAAUUAGCUUGAACGGUAAUCUUCACUGGCUCGCCCUGAACAAUGACAAUCAAGAAGUUGUAUUAUCCAUGGAUUUCUAUGCUACUGGCAGGGGUUCUAAUCGAUGUCGCGUUUCGCCUUUUCCUGACUUAGAGAAAACUACCAAAUUUAAAAGAACUUGCACACCUUGUCAAGGGUUUCUCAUGUAUAUGAACAUAACCAAACUGGAUGGAAGCCUAGAAGAUAAGUUGUGUGUAUGGAGGCUUCGUAGCGAGGGAUGGCAACUAAUAUCUAAAACCUCCCCAGGUUCUAUCUUGACCGGUUUCGACUAUCUUCCGAUAACGAUAGACCCCUUUGAUGCGAAAACAGCCUACUUUUGGAGCACGGAACAAGAAAGCUUGCUAUAUAUUAAUUUACACAACGGUAAGUUUGUGAUCCACAAUCAGUUUGAACAUACAAGCGACGGUCACAUUAUGAUUUCCCUUAACGACCCGAGAGCUAUGGUUUCUGUCAAAAGCCCGAUAAUUAUAAAUCACAUCAUCAAACAAGCAUACUUUCUCCCUUUUGUUCUCCCACAAUGGCUGUAUCGGAUCCCUUAAUAGAAGAAUAGAAAUGAUAAGGAAAAAAAGAAAUUGAGUAAAAGAACUGAAACAAGGAAAACUUGUUACUUAUUAUUUUCCCAAAUUUCCCCCCAAAUUUGAUUAAAAAAAAGUAAAUUUGUUCAAUAAUUUCUUAAACAUUAAAUAAAUUAUAAAGAAUUCAUAUGUAAAAAGUUAUUUUUUGUAAAUGGUGUAAAUUCUAGAGA